This is a messenger RNA of Linum trigynum, 6027 nucleotides long. NCBI's taxonomy places the organism in Eukaryota, Viridiplantae, Streptophyta, Magnoliopsida, Malpighiales, Linaceae. The record is from the annotation of a GenBank genome assembly.
CAUCGAAACUAAAAUUUCAUAGACAAACACAAGUAUGAGAUGAAAUCAUAGCAUUCAUUCACAUAAAAAUAAAAAAAGAUCACAUCCUAAUACAAUAAAUAUCGACUAGCUACAUAGAGGAUAAGGAAGGUACCACCAUUGAUGAUGACAACAUCUCUUUAGUUGCAGACCCCUCUACUUCGACUAGGCUAUCACUCGUGUAGAGUGUUUGUGUAGUCUUACUAAACUAAUGGGUCAUGCCCUCUAUUUAUAGGAAAAAUCUCGGCCUAAAACAUCCUAAAAUGACCAGGAAAUAGUUUCCUAAAAAAAACCUUGCAUGCUAAGUCAAUUUCCUCCACAAGGUUUAGGUUUGGCGGCGGUAGAAUGACGGUUGGAGUUUAGUAAACGAAUUGAGGGGUCCUUUCGUACUAUGCGCACAACACAGGAAAAGUAAAAUGGCGAGGGGUCUGCAGAGGGGUGUAAUCGGUUCAGUUAAUGAUUAAAUGUUAAUUGAUAAUGCGAUUAGCGGUUACCAGCCAACCAAAAAAAUAUUGUUAGCCAACCCGCCAAGACUUAGUUAUUAACCGUUAAUCGUCGAUGUUGCUAGCAUUUAUUUUAGCGUUUAACCACUUACCCGCCUGAAAGUGAGAAAGGUGGUAGGUUUGUGGAUUUGUCGUAAUUGUCUUUUUAGAAAAUGUAGAAAAGGAAAGUGAUUGGUAUGAGAAACCCUAGCCACACACUCUCUUCUACUCUUCACUCUCAACUUCUCGCCUCUCUCUUGUUUACCUCUGCAGACAAAAAAUGAAUCCAUUCUUUUGGUGAACCAACAUAUAGAAGAAAAUGCACCUCUUAUUCUACUUCACUCUCGAAUAGUCAAACACUAGCGGCCAACAGCUCUUCCACUUCUCAUCUCUUCUCCGUCCAAGUAAAAUAAAAGAGUGAGAUGACUCAUGAGGCAACAUCAAGGUCGACGACUGCUGCUUCUCUUUUUCGCUCAUCCUCCUAUCGAUCUGAUGAGGAAGCCACUAGAGAGGGUCCAUAGCUCGACAACCAGCGAUUUGUGGUUCACAGUACAACCUCGUCGAUCGACCUCUAUUCUUCAUUUAAGCCGAGAAUACGAGGAGAUUGGACUUAGUGAGUGUCUAGUGGUCAGGGGGAAAUCGUUUCCUUCGUUGAGUGUGACGUUUGCCUAUUUUGGGUGGUUAUCGAUUAACCACUAGCCUUCAAUUAUUAACUGUUUAUGACUUGAUAACACGAUAUAAAAUUUUAACUUCCGUUAAACGCUCCGCAUUCUUCUUAAUAGUUAGCGGUGUGGUUAGCCGUUAAGCCGUUACCGGUAUAACCCAUUUAUCACUCCUCGUUAUGCAGGAGAACCUCCAUUUGUUUGGAUAGGAGUGUAAAUAGAGGAGGUGCAAAAGGGGAGAGGUAAAUGUGAAACCCAAGACAAAUGCUCCCAUUUGGAUAUUUUCCAACAGUAGCUGGGGGUGCCCCAAAAAAAAAAUUUUGGAGCUGGAGGAAGGAAGGGAAGGGUGGUGGGCCAGGGAAUAGAGGGAUGUGGUUGCUAGUGGAGAAAUAGAGGGAGAGGUGUGGUGGGGCCAGGGGAGAGAGAGAAAGGAAGGAAGUGUGAGAUUAGGGUGGGGUAGGAUUGGAGUUUUAUUUUAUUUUUAAUAUAUUUUAUAUCUAAUUUGCACCCUUAUACUUUUUCUCCCAAGCAAAAAUUUACGCCUCAAUUUGAUCCCGCCUAAAAUUCGCUCUCUCCUACAAUUUGCACUCCCUCGAAUUUGCGCCAAACAGAGCGUAAAUGUUUGAGAGGAGGAGGAUAUAUAUAUCGCCAUAUACAUUAUUAAAUUUCAUUUUCAACCAACCCCACCGGCCCACCCUAGUGCAUCAUAUUAUAUUAUUAUAACCCUGGAAAUACUUUGAUUGACCAUUGAGUUUUCGACUUCCCGCAACCCUUUUUAGAUCGUCGGUGUUGGACAAGGAUAAGACAAGAACUAUCAAAACACAUCGAAAAACCUCGUAAUCGGAUCACGGCAGACCUACUCCUCCAUUAUGCAAUGCAUAUAUUGGUGGGCUUUACAAUAAUCCCCGGCCCCGCCCAUUGGCAACCCUUCAACCUUCAUAUGCGUCAUCACCGGUGGUUCCCGGAAGAAACAAACAACUGCCCGUACCAGGCAGCCUCCUCCAGUCCAGCCUGAAUUGAUUCUCCCUUCAAGUUGGCCACCAAGUUGAUUAAUUGAUGCAUUAAGCAAUAAGCAGGCUCGGCUAGCCAGCAGCCUUUUCCCUUGUCGUUGCCUGCCUGUGGCGCCGGCCUAACCUUCUUCGCUUGUUCCGCUUUCUUGCAGAACCAUUUCCCACCAUUCUUAAAUCACAAGUUGAAACGCCUUCCUUCCUACCCACUUGCUAAUCUUUUAUCAAUGGCCAUCUCCGGUCAAAUCUCCAUGCGCCAGCCUGCUCGCUAUGCAUACAUAUACCCUUUUCCCAGCCAUCUUCGAUUCUUCAAUACUCUGUUCCCUUCUCCCGGAUCCAUUCGCGUCCGGCUUCGGAAUGGAAACCGGAGCAAAAUCAGCCCCGCCAGAUAAAAAAGGGACUCAAACCCAUGAAGUGGUGCUCCAAAUCAGAAGCCCCGAGCCCCACCAGCAGCAACUUUUCUUUCCCAGUCCCGAAAGCAGAGAUCGUCUCCCUCCGGCCAGCCCGCAGGUAGCUUCUUCUUUCCCUCCCACUCCCAGGAACAGCAGUAAACCCAAUGCCGAGACGGGGUCGGAGACUCCGACUCCCAGGCUCAGAGUCCCCCACGCCUCCACUUUCCCCGAUUCUCCGGGGACGCCGUGGUCGGCGAUUCCCUCCCCUGUUUCGAGACCCGCUCCGGCCAGUUCAAUGGCAAGAAGAAAGUGCCGUACAGGGCAGUCGGAGUUCAGCAGGCCGAAAUCCAGGCUCGUCGAGCCGCCGCCGCCGUACGCAAGCGACGCGAUUCUCAAGGAAGCCAAGACGGGGGAGGCUGCGGCGGCUGCCCAAUUGGUGGCGAACUCCGGUGGCUCGCCUUACAACAAGAAAUCCCCUUACCGCUCUAAUAACAACAACAGCGGCGCGAUUUCCAGUGGGAAUGGGAGUUUCUCGAAAGGUACGGCGAAGUCGGCGACUCCGAUUACUCCCAGAACGCCGUUGAUUGGAUCUCCGCAGCGGGGGGAAGAAGAAGAAGAUGAUGAAGAGGAUGACGGCAAUGGGGUUUGCAAGACCGCAAACGUCGCCCAAGUGAAGAGCAGCAAGACCGGUAGCAAGUGGAAGGUAAUCACGUUGCUUGAGAUGGCGGCGUUUUUCGUCAUGGUAGGGCUGUUAAUUGCUAGCUUGACGAUUCACAGGCUGCAGAAUUCCUACAUCUGGGGAUUGCAGCUCUGGAAAUGGUGCGUUCUGGUUCUAGUAAUUCUCUGCGGUAGAUUGGUUACUGAAUGGUCGGUGAAUGUGUUGGUAUUCUUGGUCGAAAGGAAGUUCUUGCUCAAGGUGAAGGUCCUCUACUUUGUGUAUGGUUUGAAGAACUGCCUCCAAGUACUGGUUUGGCUAGGGUUGGUGCUUUUAGCUUGGGUACUCUUGUUCACUCAUGGGGUUGAGAGAUCUCGAGGUACUAGAAGGGCUCUCAAUCGGAUAACCAGAGCCAUUGCUGGGUUGUUAGUCGCGGCUGGGAUUUGGCUGCUGAAGACUUUGUUGAUCAAGUUGGUAGCUUCCUCGUACCAUGUCAAUAGAUUCUUCGACAGAAUCCAGGAGUCCAUCUUCCAUCAGUAUGUGCUGAGGGCUCUCUCGGGUCCUCCGGUGAUGGAAAUGGCCGAGGCAAUUGGAAGCAGAGUAGGGACACCGGGGCAGUUGAGCUUUAGAAGCAUAGACAAGGAGAAGGAAGAGAAGAAAGAGGAGGUGAUUGAUGUGGAUAAGCUGAAGAAACUCAAGCACGGGAAGGUCUCUGCUUGGACCAUGAAAGGGUUGGUUGAAGUGGUUCGUGGGACAGGAUUGUCAACUCUUUCAAGCAUACUUGAGGAAACUGAAGAAACUGAGGAGGAGUAUCGGCAGAAAGACUACGAGAUUACCAGUGAGUGGGAAGCCAAAGUCGCGGCGCAUAAGGUCUUCAGGAAUGUAGCCAAAACUGGCAGCAAGUACAUUGAUGAAGAUGACCUGCUACGGUUCUUGAAGAAGGAAGAGGUGGACAAUUUCAUUCUCCUGUUCGAAGGAGCUUCGGCAACUGGGAAGAUCAAGAGAUCUGUUUUCUGGAAGUGGCUGGUCAAGGUGUACAAAGAGCGAAAAUCGCUAGUACAUUCGUUAAACGAUACCAAGACUGCCAUCGAGGAGCUGAACAAGCUGGUUUCGGCUGUUCUCGUUCUCGUUAUGAUUGUUGCGUGGCUACUAGUGAUGGGAUUCCUUUCAACUCAAGUUUUGGUCUUCAUUUCCUCCCAAAUCUUGCUAGUCGGAUUCAUGUUUGGAAGCACUGCCAAGACAGUGUUCGAAGCCAUCGUGUUCGUGUUUGUGAUGCAUCCCUUCGACGUGGGGGACCGUUGUGUCAUCGAUGGGAUCCAGAUGGUUGUCGAAGAGAUGAACCUACUGACGACGGUGUUCCUGAGGUACGACAACGAGAAGAUAUUCUACCCCAACUCGGUUCUGCUGGGCAAACCCAUCAGCAACUUCUGCAGGAGCCCCGAGAUGAGCGAUUCAGUUGAGUUUUCUGUGGACGCCUCGACCUCGAUGGACGAGAUUGGGGCCAUGAAAGACAGGAUCAAAGGUUACUUGGAGAGCAAGCCACAGUACUGGCGACCGGCACACAGCGUGCUGGUGUUGGGGAUUGAAGACAUGAACAAGAUGCAUAUGGGUUUGUAUAUAAGUCACACCAUGAAUUUCCAGAGUGGGGAGAGAGGGGGCAGGAUUUCCGAUCUAAUGGUGGAGAUGAAGAAGAUUUUCGAGGAGGUUGGGAUCAAAUAUCAUUUGCCGCCACAGGAAGUUCAUGUCAGGUACGUCGGAGGAUUGACAGCUAAUGCUGCUGGGCCAGGGGCUGUGCUGCCGCCUCCAAGAUGACUGAGGACCUCCUGUGCAGCUAUAUCUCCUUGGUUUGUUGUUCAUAGGGAUUUCUCCUUUUUAUGUAUAACUUUUUUUUCUUUCUUUCUUUCUUCCUCUGUAUCAUAGUCGCAGAUUUCAAAGAUUUGAGCUUUUAGUUUUGGGUUAAGCGUCACGCAAUUGAAUAGAUGUAUAGUUCUUGGCUUCUUGCACAGUUCUGUGUAGUAGCUAACAGUCUUAUUCUUUAUCAGGGAAAGAAAGGGGGGAAAAUAACGGUCUUGUGACCUGUGUAAUGAUCUUUUCCAAGUUUCAGUGUUUGACGGUGGGAAUUUGCUUCUCUUUUCCUUGCAGUAAUUAGUUUCGAGCGAAUAAUGAUUGGCCACAGCACCACUUGCAAUGCCACAUAGGAUUUUAUUUACCUUUUCUAUUUUAUCUUUAUAGUUUAGAAAGUUAGUUUUUUAUAAUGGAAGAAUUGUUUAUACAUACAUAUGUGUGGCCCCCACAAUAGAAAUGACUAAAACCUUGCGAGGACGUGGAUGAUUUGAAAGAGCUAUUGCUUAAGUGGUCGAUCUGGCAGUGGGACCCAUAUAUGAAAUUGCUAAGUAAUUGCAAGGAUGAAUGUGGUCUUAUACACAAGCAAGUGUUUGUUUGUGACGGACUUAAAUCUCAUAUAAUUGACACAAUGAUAAUCUCACUUCUAAUCAUGAUGCGGUACUCCCUGUUAUUUGCAGGACCGAAUUUACGCAUUAUAAAUCGUGACCGGACAAAUAAAUUAUCUAUAUUUUUUAAGUGCAAUAUCUUAUGGGCUUAACACCGCUAGUCUAGAAUCUAGAGGUUUCAGGUUUGAAUCCCUUAAGUACUACAUUAAUUACAAAAGAGUAAAAAUCUACAUCACCCUAAAAAAAACUAGUAAAAGGUAGCCUUGCAUAUUUAUAACACAAUUUUUAGCAAAAAUUUACCAAACAAAAUAAUGUGUUUUCGCAAAUACAUCCCACAUGAAAAUAUACUCUUUAAAUCACA